UAUUAAAUUUUCGAGAUAUUAUUAUGGUUAAAAGGGUUAUAGAAGCCCUUAAAAGUAAAUAUUUUUCACAUUUUAAUUGUUAAGAUUUAUAUUUUAAAAUAUUCUUUAAGAACCUAAUACAUAUGUUCAGGGAGAGUUUCUAAAGAUCAUUAACUUAAAAAUCUUAACUUUCUUAGACCCCAAAUUUCUUUCAGUGGAUUAGCACCCUCGCUUUCUUUGCAAUUCGCAGAAAUAUUUCAAACAUUUGUGCGUUUUGGCUGGGAUUUUCGCACCCAUCCGUACGUUUUUCACGUGGUUCCAGUCCACUGUGCACGGCCAACAUGUGUGUGGAAAAGUCAACGGCAAACGCGACGUUUUUUUUUUUCAGCUCGCCGCGGAGCGUUGGCGUUUCGCUCAGUCUCAGUCUCAGUUCUCGAGAAGACGUCGGUUGGAUCGGAUCGGAUCGGUUUGGAACGGAACGGAACUAAACGGAGAUAGGAUCGGUUCGGUUGGUUGUUUACGUUGCCCAUCGUGCAGUGGAGUUUGCGAGGCGGCGACAUCCGCGACGUGGUUUAUGCUGCUCUGCCCCUGCCGAAACCACAGUUCUCCAAUGUAAAAAUAAAAUUGCUCCAAUAUGUGUGCGCGAAACGGCUUUUGAAACAUUUUCGAAAAAACCCCGAACGAGACAGUAGUGCGAACCAGUGCAUUUGUCAGGGUCUUUGGCUUCACGGAUUCGUUACGGUGGUAUUACGGAUCGUUUUUCGAGCGACAACAAGACCAUAAGCAGUUAAGCAUGAAAGUGCUGUGCCUGAUAUUCGAAUUCCUGACGGUGGUUCAGCUGCUGGUCCAAGCUCAGAGUGGAUAUGUGCAGGAGGCGAAGAGAGAGAUAUGGGACGUGAUGGGUCACCAUCGGCAUCAUCACCAUCAGUAUCACGGAUCACAUUGGGUGGAUGGAAGGCGGGUGCAUCGCCUGCGAAUGCCCCACCAGCAACGAUGGAGUGGGCGACGGCGAUCGCUUAAUCACCAUCAGCCCUUCAGCCGUUGGUCACCGUGGUCACCCUGCGACGAGGAGUGCGUCAAGCGGCGGGAGCGAUUCUGCAAGGUGAAGCGGAAAUGCGGGCACACCAAGCACGUGGAGCAGAGCAAGUGCAGGCACUGUCAUCCUGCUCCUCCAAUAAAGUGGCAGCAGCCUAUAAUUCUGGAUGAUAGCCACUAUCGGGAGAGAAACCACCCGCUGCCUCAAUCACAGCCACAGCCACAGCCACAACCGCUGCCACAGCCGCAGCCGCAACCACCACCUCCGCCACCGCCGUCGAUUAUCAUAAAUGCCGCGGCUGCUGCGUCAAGUGGUCCCACUGUGGAUUACCGAUAUAACGAAUACAAACCUCCACCAGUUUCGGCAGCAACUUAUCCACCAACUCAUCCUCCAAUUUAUGCCCCAUCUUAUCCCCCAACUCAUCCUUCUAUUUAUGCACCAACUUACCCCUCAACUCAUCCCCCAACUCAUCCCCCAACUUAUCUCCCAAAUCACCCACCAACUCCUCUACCAACUUCUCCGCCAACUCCUCCCUCAAAAGCCGUAGAUUCGGUUCGCCACCUACCAAGAUAUCCUGGUCAAGAUAUAUAUAUAGAAGAUGAUGAGGAGGAUGAACUCCAUAACGAACCCGAACCCGAACACGAACUAGAACCCGAAGAAGAUUUCAUUAGCUCCGAUGAACAGGGUGACUUCUUUGUACUAAAACGACAUCGUCACAGGAGAAGGCAGAACCGUAGAAAGCCAACCCACAAGAAACCACCAAAGGUUGACUAUGAAGACGAUGACUUUGUGGAUUUUAGUGAAAGAAAGUCAUUGAGACCUAAAAAUAUGGGCGAUGAUAGUAGUGUGGAGGGAGAUGUUUUCCAAUAUGAGGACUUCGAUAUGUCUGAUCAAAACUACGCGGAUUCCGAGGAAUUGGAUAACGAAUUCCGGAAUAUUAGUUUGGUUCAGCCAAAUAAGGAUGGCUUAGGUCUUAGAAGAAGGAGGGUAUACUCAAAGUGGAGUCGAUGGACAAAAUGUUCACCAAAGUGUACAACAAGGAGAUAUAAAAAAUGCCGCAUCACCGAUCAGUGUGGACGAGAGGUUCUCCGGGAGAUCGCCUACUGCUAUACGGAGGGCAGUUUCUGUCAGCAGUGGCUGCAGACACAGUUCCAGAAGACGCCCGCCUUCGAAACGAGGCCAGCAUCUGGGUCACCGGCCAAUGCCAUGCGAAGAAUGCAAUCGGAACAGCCAGAGGUGUCCAUGAAUGACCUGAACUACAUUAUGACGGGAAAGGGUUAUCGAGGAAAGGAGUACGCUCCUCUGAAACUGAACUGCGGUAUUGUUCGCAGCGGAACUGGAAGGAAGAGCAUGUCCAACAUGCUAAAGAUCAUCGGUGGUCGGGCGGCGAGGAAGGGCGAGUGGCCAUGGCAGGUGGCCAUUCUAAAUCGCUUCAAGGAAGCCUUCUGUGGUGGAACUCUCAUUGCUCCUCGAUGGGUUUUGACGGCUGCCCAUUGCGUGAGGAAGGUGCUCUAUGUUCGUAUUGGUGAACACAAUCUGAACUAUGAGGAUGGUACGGAGGUGCAGCUAAGGGUAAUGAAAAGUUUUACACAUCCAAACUUUGAUAAGCGAACAGUGGACAGCGAUGUGGCACUGCUAAGGUUACCCAAAGCUGUUAAUGCCACCACUUGGAUUGGCUACUCCUGUCUGCCACAGCCUUUCCAGGCGUUACCCAAGAACGUGGACUGCACGAUAAUUGGAUGGGGCAAGCGACGUAAUCGGGACGCCACUGGCACUAGUGUCCUACACAAGGCCACUGUUCCCAUCAUACCAAUGCAGAAUUGCCGAAAGGUUUACUAUGACUACACUAUAACAAAGAACAUGUUUUGUGCUGGACAUCAGAAGGGUCAUAUAGACACUUGUGCCGGAGACUCUGGAGGUCCGCUCUUAUGUCGAGAUACCACAAAACCCAAUCAUCCAUGGACAAUCUUUGGCAUUACUUCAUUCGGCGAUGGAUGCGCCCAGCGAAAUAAAUUUGGGAUCUACGCCAAGGUGCCCAACUACGUGGACUGGGUGUGGUCGGUAAUUAACUGCAAUGGCAACUGCAAGAUGUAGUAGCAUCUCGCUGGGUACUUAGUAGACACGGACUUGGGUCCGUCAAGUUGCAGAGGCUGUGAAAAAACUAAUUUACACUUUAAGUGUCCGAUCCGUGAGGGAAAUCUUCGCUCGAUCACCAUUUCACAAUUCAUAAUGUGCUCAUUUUACGAUCCUAAAAACUAGUUAACUGCAAGUAAAAAAGGAACAAAGUCGAUUGUAAAUGUAGACAACCAAAUAUUUAUGUAAUUUAACCCCCUAAUUAGGCACCUACUAACUCUUGCAAUUUAUAAUUUUAACUCUCCUAAUGUACAUAACUGAACUCCCUAUGUUUAUUGUUAAAAAGAUAUUAAUAAGCUAAGUAUAAUGAAAGUUUGCUUAAGUUGAAAAAGAAAUACGAGAUGUCAGAUUGAAAAGUAAUCUGUGAAAAUCCUAAAAAAUUAUAUAACUUCUUAUAUAAAACUAAUGACAAUAAUAAAUGAUUAGCCAUAUGAACUGUAAGUAAAACGAAGAAACAUUAUAAUAAGCUUCUUUUCUGAACAACUAUA
Drosophila eugracilis is the source of this 3636-nucleotide messenger RNA. RefSeq lists its product as uncharacterized. Bases 773 to 3109 code for a protein of 778 amino acids. Gene Ontology annotation, biological process: proteolysis. Gene Ontology annotation, molecular function: serine-type endopeptidase activity. NCBI's taxonomy places the organism in Eukaryota, Metazoa, Arthropoda, Insecta, Diptera, Drosophilidae. The transcript is spliced from 8 exons. The record is from RefSeq and is a predicted model, not a curated record.